AUGAGUACGGCAUUGCCAAGUAUUCAAUUAGGUGUCGAUUAUGGGAGUGUUGCAGAUGAGAUAGAAGACUUUUUAGUUCAUUAUAAGGAGGUUGAGGUAGAUGGUAAUGGAAUGGUGGUGGAAGAUGAUUAUAUGGGGGAAGAUGGGGUUGGGACAGGGCCUAAAUACUUGAGUUUGCUGCAAGAUAUUGCGAACCGAGAUUUGAGCACACUUUACAUUGAAAUUGAUGAUGUGGAGGCUUACCAGCAGCAGAAGAUGGUUGGUGGCAGCGAGCAGGGUUUGAGACGGAGUCUGUCUCAGCUUAUUAUGGAGAAUGCGCAUAGAUAUACAGAGUUAUUUUCUAGGGUGAUUGAUAAGUUGUUGCCGCCGCCAACGCGGGAGUUUGAUUACAAGGAUGAUGUGCUUGAUGUUAUUUUACAUCAGCGGCAGCUGAGGAAUGAGAGACAGCUUAACGAACGGAGGGUUGAGCUGGAGCGGAUGGGGGACGAUAGUUUAGGCGUGAAUUUAAACGAGUUGGCGCGUCAAAGUGGCGAGGAUCAGGAAGAUUUGUUUCCUGCGAUGCUGACUCGACGGUAUACUGUGUACUUCAAGCCUUCGACUGCUAAGAAAUUGAGGGCCAAUUAUGGGCCGUUUAGCGUCAGGGAAACCAAGGGAUCGCAUUUGGGGAAGUUGAUAACGGUUCGUGGUAUUAUAACCAGGGUUUCGGAUGUUAAGCCAGCUGUGGAGGUUAGUGCAUAUAGUUGUGAUCAGUGUGGUGCGGAAGUGUUCCAGGAAGUUAAUAAACGUACGUUCACUCCAUUUUUGGAAUGCCAGUCGAAACAAUGCCAACAGAACCAGACCAAGGGUCAGUUAUUUAUGUCGACAAGGGCAUCGAAAUUCAGCGCGUUUCAAGAAUGUAAGAUUCAGGAGAUGUCACAUCAGGUACCUAUUGGCCAUAUCCCGAGAACUUUAACGAUUCAUGUUACGGGUCCCUUAGUAAGGUCCAUGGUUCCUGGUGAUGUCGUCGACGUCACUGGUAUAUACCUACCGUCUCCUUACACUGGGUUCAAGGCUUUGAAGGCGGGACUUUUGACUGAAACGUAUCUCAGGACGCAGUAUGUCCAUCAACAUAAGAAGAAAUUUUCCUCAUUUGAAAUCACCCCUGAGAUUGAGCAACGUGUAAUGGAGAUUGUAUCACAAGGUGAUGUAUACAACAGAUUAGCGAAAUCUAUUGCCCCAGAAAUAUACGGCAAUUUAGAUGUUAAGAAGGCUUUACUAUUGCUGCUGGUUGGUGGUGUUGAAAAACAAGUGGGCGAUGGUAUGAAGAUCAGAGGGGAUAUUAAUAUCUGUCUGAUGGGCGACCCUGGCGUUGCUAAGUCCCAACUGUUGAAAACAAUUUGUAAAAUAUCCCCGAGGGGUGUUUAUACAACGGGUAAAGGUUCUUCUGGUGUUGGUCUGACGGCAGCCGUGAUGAAAGAUCCUGUUACAGACGAAAUGGUGCUGGAAGGAGGUGCAUUAGUACUGUCUGACAAUGGUAUAUGCUGUAUCGAUGAAUUUGACAAGAUGGAUGAAAGCGAUAGAACAGCUAUUCAUGAAGUUAUGGAACAGCAAACGAUUUCGAUCUCCAAAGCAGGGAUAAACACAACUUUGAAUGCAAGGGCUUCCAUCUUGGCAGCUGCCAACCCGCUAUACGGUAGGUAUAAUCCGCGGUUAUCGCCGUUAGAAAAUAUUAAUCUACCUGCUGCCCUAUUGUCCAGAUUUGAUGUUAUGUUUCUGCUACUAGAUAUACCAAAUAGAGAAUCAGAUCAGAGAUUGGCUGAACAUGUUUCCUUCGUCCAUAUGCACAACAAACAACCGGACCUGGACUUUGAACCUAUCGACCCCGCUAGAAUGAGGGAAUUUAUCGCUUAUGCCAAGACAAAGAGACCUACUAUGACUCAAGAAGUGAAUGAGCGCGUUGUUCAGUCCUACAUUCGAAUGAGGCAAGAUUCAAAAAACGUGACUGAUACCAGACACCAGUUUGGCCAGGCAACUCCCAGAACUUUAUUGGCAACUAUUAGAAUCUCACAAGCCCUCGCAAAAUUACGAUUCAGCGAUCAAGUAGAAAUUGAUGAUGUCGAAGAGGCUUUAAGACUGGUCCAGGUUUCAAAGGAAUCUCUGUACCACGAUAACCAGACAAAACUUGAUGACGAAACGCCUACAACCAAGAUUUUUACCAUCAUCAAAAAACUUGCAACGGAAGGUGAAAGCUUUAACAAAUCUUUAUCUAUGGAUACAAUUAGUAAGACCGUAAGAUCCAGGGGUUUCACUCAACAACAGCUAGACACCUGUAUUGAAGAAUACACUUACUUAAAUAUUUGGUACAAAUUAGAAGAAGAAAACAUCCUGACGUUUGUUGAUGGAAGUGAAGACGACGUACCUGUAUCCCAACAAACUCGAGACUCUAUCAUGACAGAGGCUUAG
This is a messenger RNA of Eremothecium cymbalariae DBVPG#7215, 2442 nucleotides long. It is a transcript of the gene MCM7, whose product is annotated as DNA replication licensing factor MCM7. Gene Ontology annotation, biological process: DNA replication; double-strand break repair via break-induced replication; DNA replication initiation. The record is from RefSeq and is a predicted model, not a curated record. Gene Ontology annotation, cellular component: MCM complex; nucleus. NCBI's taxonomy places the organism in Eukaryota, Fungi, Ascomycota, Saccharomycetes, Saccharomycetales, Saccharomycetaceae. The coding region runs from base 1 to 2442 and encodes 813 amino acids. Gene Ontology annotation, molecular function: ATP binding; ATP hydrolysis activity; single-stranded DNA binding. The transcript has a single exon.